Rubroshorea leprosula is the source of this 1986-nucleotide messenger RNA. Lineage: Eukaryota; Viridiplantae; Streptophyta; Magnoliopsida; Malvales; Dipterocarpaceae. The record is from the annotation of a GenBank genome assembly.
GGGAACAUUACCUCACGUCAGAAGUUGAAUCCCGAAAAGACACUCCGAAAGACUGAAAAGAGGGAGAAGGGAUGAGGAACACCACGCGCCGCCGUCCAACUGAGACUUUCAACCCUCCACCUCCAACACCGGUAUCGCGCGACUCCGAUGCAAGUUUCGCCAGUAGCCGUCCCUCUUCUAUCGGCAUCGGCCGCUCCUUUUCCGGCGUAGAACCCUACGCCGACCGCUCUUACCAGUCUGCCGCCCUCCGCUCCAUCAACUCUUUCCUCUCCUCCCAUUCCCUCCCUCCUCUCUCCUCUAAACCGUCCCAAGUGCCCUCGCUGAAGGAGAUCUCCGAUACUCUGAAAUCCCUUCUCUCCCUCCUCCACUUCCCCUCUUCCAAACUCGAAGAUGACCUCUUUUUCCUCCUCAAAUCCCUCAAUUGCCCGUUCAAAAUCAACAAAUCUAUGCUCCGUGCUCCCAAUACGCCUCAUAACUGGCCUAAUUGUCUUGCUAUCAUUCAUUGGCUGGUCCAAAUUACUAUGUAUAAUGAGCAUUUGUCACAGAAUUCUUCUUUCGCUGCAAAUGACAGCAUGAACAAGUACGCGUUGGAGAGCUAUAUGCGUUACAUUGGCGGAGAGGACGAUCUGGUGGAUGCAUUGGACCGCGAGUUCAUGGAGAAGAUUGAGAAGGAAAGAGAGGAUGUUACAGAAAUGGUGAAGUCGUUGAAGAGUAAUGCUGAGGAGUUGGAGGCAAAGGCUGAGAGCUUGAGGACUGGUCCAACGGAUAAGGAAGCAUUGGAGAAUAAGAAAAGCGAGUUGGAGGAAGAUGUGAACAAGUUCCAUCAAAUCAUUGCCGAGUUCACGAGGUUUAUUGGGGAAAAAGAGAGGGUUUUGGACGAGAAAGAGAAGGAAUUGAGUGCCAAGGAGGGGGAGAGGAUGAGGAUCUGCGAGGAGAACGAGGAGCUGAAGAAAAGAGUUGACUUACAGACUUUUAAUGCAAGGGAUGUGGAGAGGAUGAAGAGGGAGUUGCAGUCUUUGGAGAGGGAUACUGGGGAGGCCGAGGCUGCCAGGAACUUGUGGGAGGACAAGUCUUGGGAUCUUGAUUCCACCAAUGGGCAAAAGUUUAAGGAGCUUCAGGCACUUGCCAUGGAGUGCAACCAGUCUAUUAGGAGGUUAAAGCUUGGUAAUGAUUUUCAGUAUGUACUGAACGCCAAGGGCUCAACGCCUGCUGAGGUGAUGGGAAUUGACUACAAAUCUACAAUUAAACCUGAGCUUGAAGGCUAUGGUGAAAAAGUAAGGGAGAGCUAUACAAAAAAGCUUGAGGACUUGAUUGUUGUCCAGCAACAGUCAAAGGAUAUGGCUACUAAGAUUGAGGAAAAAAAGAAUCACAUUGCUGCCCUUCAGUCCCAUAUUGAUGAAGUGGAAGCCCAAGUGAAUUUGUUAAAGAAGGAAAUGCAGGAUUACACUUAUAAAUGUGCAGCAGAAGCUAGAAAGAUGGUGGAGGAUGUUCAGAUUGAGGCUCAUAAUUUAGACAUUGUGGAAAGAGAAGCAGCUGAGGUCCUUAAGGCCUCCGAAUUGAAGUUGCAGGAAGCAAUCAAACAAAGCGAAGAAGAAAUUCAGAUGCAUGCAUGCAAACUCUUUGCACUGGUUGAUUCAGUCUCCAAAUACAAAGAGUACAUGGAAUCCAAAAUUUCAGAGAUGAGGACCAAAGUCUCAGAAACCGCCAUUGCUGUAUCAGAUGCUUACAAGCGCUCCUUACCAGCACAAUUUGGUAACAAUACUGAUGCAAGCCACUAACUUAAAUACACAUUGUACAAUCUUUCACUGCCUAUCCCUUCUGUUUGUAAUCAUGGCACUAUUUUCCCCAUGGAAGAUAUUGUCCAGAAACAGCCAUGAAAUUUAAUUUUCAUCCCCCUUUGUAUGUCCUUUAUGUAUCAUUUUAACUUUGUGAAAUCAGUUUGAAAUGUUGGGUUUUACACAAUCUGAGUAAAUUUACAAUCUCUCA